GCGCUCCGCCGGCGAGCCGCACGGCUCGGGAGCGCGCGCAGGCGUGCGUCGCCGGCGCAUGCGCGCGGCGCGUCUCCUUGCCGCUGCGCGGAGGGCGAGCGGAGGCCUCAAGGAGAAGGGAAGGGGGGGGGGGCGAGCGGGGGUCGCCGCUUCUGCCGCCGCCAUGUUCCUGUGGGGUUCCCUGCGGGCCGCGGCCGCACGCUCGGUAAGACAAGUCCGAUACUUACAUGGAACAGCAGGAUGCAAUGCCGGUGGAGGGGCCUUAUUUGUGCACAGAGAUAGUCCUGAAAAUAAUCCAGAUACUCCGUUUGAGUUCACACCUGAAAACCAAAAGCGGAUAGAAGCAAUCAUAAACAACUACCCAGGGGGACACAAGUCUGCAGCUGUCAUGGCAGUACUAGAUCUGGCCCAGAGACAGCAUGGAUGGUUGCCCAUAUCGGCUAUGAACAAGGUUGCUGAAGUGUUAGAAAUGCCUCCCAUGAGAGUGUAUGAAGUAGCAACCUUCUAUACAAUGUAUAAUCGCAAACCUGUCGGGAAGUACCAUAUUCAGGUCUGCACUACCACACCUUGCAUGCUGCGAGACUCUGACAGUAUUUUAGAAGCCAUUAAGAAGAAACUUGGUAUAAAAGUUGGGGAAACAACACCCGAUAAACUCUUCACACUGAUAGAAGUGGAAUGUUUAGGUGCUUGUGUAAAUGCACCAAUGGUACAAAUAAAUGACAAUUACUACGAAGAUUUGACACCUAAAGAUAUCGAAGACAUAAUUGAUGAGCUAAAGGCUGGCAAAGUUCCCAAACCUGGCCCAAGGAGUGGACGUUUCUCUUGUGAGCCAGCUGGUGGCCUUACUUCUCUGACUGAACCACCCAAAGGACCGGGUUUUGGAGUUCGAGCUGACCUCUAAGGAUUUUGUAAUAUAAGAUAAGCUGUUUGAAAAUAAUAAACUCACUCUAAAUCUCAGUAAAAUGAUGUGCAUUCUAGUACUUUUAAAAAUGAAGAAAGUUAGAACACCUAACUUAUGGUGGUUUUAACUACUGCAAAGCAUAAUCAUAAUUCUGGAUUCUAAGAAAAGUGGUUCUGUCAGUUGCAAAGUGCAUCACUGAAAGAGUCCACUUAUGGUCACUGGGAGGUGAAAGUUGCAUCUUUUGAUCUGUCAUUAAGAAGUCUUUUUUCUAAGGUUCUUUAAAGAAGCAACAAAACUGACUAAAUUACUGGCACAUCUGGCAAAUGCACAAGGAAACAAACAAAGGGAAUUAUCUGACAAGACUUCAUUGUUUGUUACUUUCAGUUGCAAUUAAAAAAAAAAAAAAGAGAAAGGUGAUCAAGUGUAUCUUUUUAUCAUGUUACCAACAAAACCCCAAAUAGCAGUAGUAAUCUACAAAAAGAAUGAACAGUAACGACUUCCUGUACAAAUUUAUUCAAUACAGCCAAGGUAUGCAGUGGGGGGAAGACAGAAUAUACUAGAACAGUUUAAUAUUUGGCUAAUUGUAAUAUAUGAAACUAGGUAUUUGGUUCACGGAUCUUUCUUUGAUCUUACUGCUGUGUACCUGCUACUUUUAAGAACUAAAUCUGUGUGAAAUUGAGGUACUUCUCCCAAUAUAAAAAAGUCAAAGAUAAUUUUUUUUUUUUAAAUUACUGUAUCCUGAUACUUAUAUAUAAAGCAUUUGACAGAUUUUACAAGCAUAUGUAUAUAUACACACACACUUCAAUGUAAAUUAGGAAACAUGAACAUGUCAGUCACUGGAGACCGUAUUGCGUCUGCUUCUAUUAAAAUCUGCCACAGAACUUACGUUAUUAUAAUUAAUGUGGUAGAUGGAGCUUAAUUGUAUUAUUUUAUUCUGUAUUAUAUUUAGUUUGGUUUAGUAUUCUGAUGAACAGUUCUUCACUAAAUUGUUUUCUCUCUCCCAAGUUUUGUAUCUACAAAUUUCCUUGCAUAAUGGUUCUCUCGUAUAGACUGUUCAUGCCCUACCUUUAUUUCAAUAAAGUUCCCUGAUGUACUGUUAAACAAGUAAUGUUACUCUUGGUAGUUCUGAGAGCAAACUAUUUAAAUAUAUCAUUUGUAUGUAAAACUUGCUCUCCCUUACAUUACUAAAUUUAUAAAAUGAAAUCAUUGAACUGCAUACAAAUGGAAAAGUAAAUUCAAUAAAGAAAUGUAAGUCAUGAGUGAAGCAGUCACCCAAUAAGCAUGAAAAAGCCCAAUCUUGUAUGUAAAUGGUGUAGAGCACUGUGCAUAUGAGAAAAUAGUGCACGGAUUGAAAUAUUAUCUGUAAUUUAAAGUUGCUGAAUGCUCUUCUUCAAGGUCACUCCAGUGUUUCUAAUAACCAGAUGCCUUGCAGCAGGCCAGGCAGCUGGCACUUCUCUGGAGAUGUAAAAUGAGAUAGACAGCACACUGCUUUUUGAUGCAUAGAGAUACUUAUACACCAGUCUAACUUAAGCUGUUUGCUCGACUAUAACAACAAAGUUGCAUUCCUGUUCAUAGAGGAUUACCUUAUUCUAAACUAGUAUGAAAGCAGACAACUAUUUUCAAAGGAUACAUUGAACAUAAAUGAGGAUUUUGCAUGUGUUAUGAAACUACUGUGUGCUGCAGAAAACUGCAGGUUUUUUGUAUGUAACUGACACUGAUGAGAUUGCAUAAUUGUGUUGAAGGGAAACAUAGUUUUAGACCUGCCAAGUGUGAAACUUUCAAAUAUUCCAAAACGAAGCUCUAGACUGCCAGACUCCUCCCAUUUGUAAAGCUGGACAGCAGGAUUUGUUGCCUCCUCCCACUUUCAUCCCUUAUUCAUUCCAUCUGUACACAAAAAAAUCUUGCUGUCUCUCUCAUGAGCAGAACAUGAAUCUCAACAGUUUCCCAUUUGCUGGGAAUGAUGUUCCACAGACAGGUAUGUCACUCAUUUUGAUGCAACACGUAACAGUCUGCCACUCGACUAGAAAAGGAUAAUUUGUAUUAUCCUUACUGCGUGGUACAAAUCUGAUACACCAGUUUAAAUUCAGUAUUGUACGGCAGCUGUAAAACUGUGAAAUAUGUGAAGAGAAAUAAGCAAAUAACCAUUGUUCUUCUUUCCAGUCUAAACCCACUUCAAUCAUCAGUUACAUGAAGCUUCACGGUCCUGGUUUCUACAUCAAAAAAGUUUGGCAAUCAUUGUAUUAAGAUAAAUACUUAAA
Molecule: messenger RNA, 3159 nt
Organism: Strigops habroptila (Kakapo)
Lineage: Eukaryota; Metazoa; Chordata; Aves; Psittaciformes; Psittacidae
Gene: NDUFV2
Product: NADH:ubiquinone oxidoreductase core subunit V2
Exons: 8
Coding region: 59-901 (280 amino acids)
Biological process (GO): mitochondrial electron transport, NADH to ubiquinone
Molecular function (GO): NADH dehydrogenase activity
Source: RefSeq, a predicted model, not a curated record